Molecule: messenger RNA, 5543 nt
Organism: Amoebophrya sp. A25
Lineage: Eukaryota; Dinophyceae; Syndiniales; Amoebophryaceae
Source: the annotation of a GenBank genome assembly
ACUUUCCUGCCAGCUGAGCGCAUUCGGGACAUUGCCUGCGUCGAGAUCACGCAACCCGACGUUUUCGACGACCUCGGUGAAGUCCUAAGAAAUGGUCUCCACGACCCAAGAAUGGGUUGUUUUAAGGACAAGAGGGACGAACCUUGUGGAACGUGUAAAUUGACGCUGGAUCAAGGAUGUGUAGGACAUUUCGGGCGUGUGAGACUCGUGGAACCGGUAUUUAUUAAUACAUCUGUCCACUUCUAAAAUAAGUUUGUUGUAAAUUUUAAUAUACUUGAUGUUGAUAGUAGCCUAUUGUGACCAGUACCAAAAAUCUUCAGGUGUUCAACCCUUUUAUGUUUGGCCCAUUAGUCAAAUUGCUGAAGGAGAGUUGUCGAUACUGCAACAAACUGCGCAUGCAUGAGUCGGAAAAGCAGAACAUCCUCCAGAAGUUCAAACUUCUCGCUUACGGCCUCCUUCCGCCAGAUCGAGUCUAUGACAAAAAAGAUGGUUCAGCCUUAGACCGAGAAGUCGAUGCUGGCAACGGCCUCGACGACGAUGUCACCGCAGCAUGGAAUUUGAGGGUACAGGAUCACAGUCAAUUAGCUCGUGCUAUUCUUGGGGAGGAAGUGGUGUGCGAAGAAGUUAGUGCAAGCCUAGCUGCUGGAAGUAGUAGCAGUAGCAGCAGUUCGAAGAAGAAGGACGCAAAAAAGUCUAGUAGUUCCACUUCUAUGGAGCUUUUCACGCACUCUUCGCGCCAAGAGGUCUGGGAGGCUAAGAGCAGUGAAGAACACCGCGAUGCUGCGCGAAGACUGAAAGAGGAAAUUGCCGUGACGGACAAGAAGGAGCACAAGCAGGCAGAAAAACUGGUAGAAACCUUGACAAGGGAGAUCGGCCGCGUCCAAGGCACUGUCGAAUUCAACCAGACCUUGCUGGAAGAGUACCGAAAGCUCUUCAAGUAUUUCGAGCAGAACCAGCCUAUGAAGAAGUGCGCCAACUGCGGACACCCAAGUGAUAUUUGGCGCAAAGACGGAGCUUCUCGGUUGUUCGUGAAAGCUAGAGGAGGUGGACACCACAAUGCUUCUGCUGUCGCUAUGGACGAAGAAGGCGGUGCUCAAGCAGCUGCUGGAGGCGCGAAUGACAUGAUUGUUUUUCCACGAAAAUGCCAACAGAUCUUGCGUCAGCUGUGGGAAGGCGAAGAUCACGAAUUACUGAAGUUUUUGUACCCCGGCUCUAGGGAAAGAAGAUUUGCAAGACCACACGACAACGACAAGGAGAACCGCGAGCUCGAUGACGGACCUGGUUCUAGCGAAAUGUUCUUCCUCCAAGAGCUUUUGGUAACGCCAAAUCAGUUCCGAGCACCGCGAAAGAGCGAAACUAGCGCAGACAGCUUCCAGCUCGACCACGAGACUAAAUGUCUUAAAGAAAUUCUUGUUGCCUGUGAGGAUUUGCGGAAGAUUGGUCGCGAUCUUAGCGGAAACAAACUUGAAGAUGCUAAGAAAGAUGAAAAACAGCAGCUUGCUCUAGAAAACGACCAAGACGCAGCAGCAGAUAAACUUGCAAAAGCAGUAGACGUCCAAGUGAUCGCUGGAUCCGAGCUUAUGCAAAAGAAGGAAGACUCCGUCAUUGCGAAAGCGUUUAUCAGCUUGCAAGAGAAAGUAAACGUGUACAUGGACUCUUCGAAGGGAGCAACGAAGGCUGAGCAGGAUACCAAAGGCAUCAGGCAGAAAAUCGAAAGGAAACAGGGUACAGGACGACUACAAGGAUAUCCUUAUUUUUCACAGAUUGAAAAGGAUAUAAACAGGACGACUACAAGGAUAUAAAUACUAAUAUUUUAUUUCACACCAGAUUAGGAUUAUUAUAUCAAACUACAUUUGUCUGAAUCAGAUGUGUAGAGAAGCUUACGUUCUUUUGCUUUUCGCUUUAUGCUGGCUUUCAAUUUCUCUAGAAGACUACUAGUUAAAGGACGAUCAAAAGCAAGCUUUUUGACUUUUAUCAAACAAACAACGGAACCAGGCCUCUUCCGUAUGAAGAUGAUGGGAAAACGUGUGAACUUCGCUGGGCGAUCCGUCAUUUCUCCCGAGCCCAAUGUCGAAACCAACGAAAUCGGAGUCCCGCUCUUCAUGUGCAAGGUUCUAGGUGUCCCAGAGCGUGUCUGGGAAGGCAACGUGGCCCAUAUGGAACAGCUCGUGAUGAACGGAAACGACGUUUAUCCCGGUGCAAGUCAAUUGUUCGUGCCAGCAAGUGGAUCUGGUACUACCUCUGGGUCGUCCACAGCGCCAGGUGCCCCUCGCUACGACGUGAUCGACCUGAAAUCCUGCAACGAGGAGAUGCGAAUCAACUAUGCUUCGCAAUUGAAACAACAAUCGCAUUCCGAACGGCCUUACAUAGUGUAUCGAAACCUAGUAGACGGCGAUCCAGUGUUGAUGAAUCGGCAGCCGACCUUGCACAAGCCAGGCAUCAUGUGUCAAGUCGUGAAAGUAUUGAAAAAGGAGAACACAUUGCGGUUCCAUUACGCGAAUUGUAACACGUACAACGCUGAUUUCGAUGGUGACGAGAUGAAUAUGCAUGCGCCGCAGGUACUGCUUUUUCUUUUUGUGCACCAUGACCAUUUUUACUGUAGUCUUGAUGAUCGCUUGAUAACCUUUUUGAGACGAUGAGAAUGAUUUCAUUUACGUUUAUGUGUUAUUCUUCGCAAUUGAAAUUUUAUCAUCUGUCAACAUCCUUCUACAAUCUCCUAUCCUAUCCCAUCCUAUCCUAUCUACAGGUGAGCCAACUCCUAUCCUAUCCUAUCUACAAUCUCCAAUACCAAAAUCAUACCGACCUCUCGAUCUCAGGACGUCCAAGGCCGUCUAGAAGCCCUGAAGAUCGCCGAAGCUGAUCGGCAAUACGUUGUUCCGACGUCUGGUAAGCCUUUACGUGGCAUCAUUCAGGAUCACAUCGCUGGCGCCGUCCUCAUGAUGGCUCGUGAUACCUUUUUCGACAAACACGAGGUCGCCCAACUUCUCUACCGCGGUUUGCGUUCCCAGAUGGAGCAACGCAAGAGCUCCCACUGGGUCAAGAUGCCGGAUUUGAACCUACUGGUCAAAGGCAUGACCCAGGCUUACGAGAACCAAGCGUGCGAAGUUUUGGGAACGAAAAGCAAAGCCAGGGUAAAAUGGCCGGUGGCGAAGAACGUGUAUAAGAAAUUGGUGUUUGAUCCGCCGGCGAUUAUGCGGCCAGUGCCGAAGUGGACCGGAAAGCAAGUCUUCUCGAUUUUAUUGAAAAACCUGAUCAUCAUCCACAACGGCAAGCAAAACGUCUUUCACACGAACAAACCGAAAACGCCGGGAGAUAUGUGGAAUGGAGUUUUUGAUGGUACGUGUGUUGAGGAUUUUCUUGGAACCAGAUAAGAUAUGAUAAUGAAUCUUCUUUCGCCACAACGACGUAGUAUGCAAAUUAUACGUUCUUUCUUCAUUGCAAAUUAUACGUUCUUUCUUCAUUCCUUUUUCUUAGUUAUGUGCAGGAUUCACAACCUAACCUAACCUUUCUUUUGAACAUAGGCCAAUGAUAAUGAACUCUCCCAUUCCCAAACAACCAGGUAACAAAGAAGAAGGGCAGAUCAUCAUCCGCAAUUCCGAACUCCUUACUGGUGUUCUGGAUAAGUCUGAGUUUGGUGCUUCAGCUGGCGGUCUCACCCACUUGUGCUACGAAAUCUUCGGUCCCAAGAUGGCGGGCGCUGUAUUGUCCACCUAUGCACGCGUCUUCACCGCUUACCUGCAGAUGCGGGGAUUCACCUGUGCCAUGAUCGACACGCUUGUGGAGAAACCAGCUGAAAGAAAGCGUCGUUCUAUGAUUGAUGACACGAUGGACAAGGGAUUCGGCGUCAUUGACCGCUUCAUCGAGGACCACGAAGGCGUAGUGCCAGAAGAGAAAGUAUUGCAUGUGGAGUCGUUGGAGAAUACUCUGGGUAGAAGCUUGUGGAAAGCUUUCAGCAAGUCGUUGGAUGAUGCAGAAGCACAAGCAAACGUCAAUGGCAAUGGAGGAGGAGACAACGAUAUGGAUGUAGAUGACGAAGCAUCACCGGAGGAGGAAAACGAUUCAUCUGACGACGAGGACGAGGAAGAAGAAGACAGUGAUGAAGACGAGGGAAGCCGAUCGCGGAAAAAGAGAAAAGUUGGUAGUCCAACUAAGGCCUCUGCCAGCAAGCCUGCUUCGGAGACAACUGCCAGAAGAAAAAGUAUUGCAUGUGGAGUCGUUGGAGAAUACACACCCAAACGCCGGGACAGUUCCGCUACUUCUAGUGCCGCAUCAUCUUCAAAGACCUCCGCUAAAAAGUCCAAGGAGGAGGAGCCAAGAUCUUUUGCCUCGUAUUUGGCCAAGGACGACUUCGUCUACGCAACCUUGCGUCACUUCGACAGCGUGCCUACGACAAGACAGCUACGCUUGAAGCAGAUCCUGUCAGAGGAUCCGGUUCUGGUAGACAAAAUUGAGGGGCAGGUGAUGGCGCUGACGAACCAAGACUGGGGUAAGACGAUCGACACAGUUCUGCCAGCUGGUCAGCGUUUAAAGUUCCCGCACAACUGUUUCGCAACCAUGGUCUACACUGGUGCCAAAGGUAGUAAGAUCAACCACUCGCAGAUCGGUUGCUUACUCGGACAGCAGUGUCUGGAGGGAAGACGAGUGCCAUUAUUGCCGACGAUGCGAACACUACCGUCGUUUGCACCCUAUGAUUUGGCAGUGCGAGCAGGAGGCUAUGUCAGCGACCGGUUUUUGACGGGACUGAGACCUCAAGAAUUCUACUUCCAUUGCAUGGCGGGACGAGAGGGUUUGGUCGAUACGACGGUUAAAACGGCGCGAUCCGGGUAAUUAUAUUUUCCCAUAAAGUGUCACUGUUGUUGUUGUAAUCUCUUUCAGAAUUGAAGAUUGAUGUUCAGAGUACUAGUUCGUGUUGACCUUAUCUCAAUCUUAGUAUCAUGCAUCUUAUUCUGUUCGUCUCUCACAUUCAUUAACUUCUUUCAACUACCCACUCAUUCCCCCAGGUAUCUCCAGCGCUGUCUGGUGAAGCAUCUUGAAACUUGCGUCGUCGCUUACGAUGGCACCGUUCGUGACGUGUCCGAUGGGUCUAUUGUGCAAUUUCUCUAUGGUGAAGAUGGCGUCGACGUUACCAAGAGCGCCUUCCUCGAGAAAUUCAAGCAGCUGCGUGAAAACUUGUGCAGCGACUUGGGCCGUGAGCGCACCCAGAGGCGUAUGGCUCGCUUACGUCGCGGUGGCGUAGUCGAUACUACUCUGGCGAGAGAGCACAUGGAUAUUCGAGACAUGGUCAAGGACAUGAAACCAAAAACUUAUCGCGACGUAUCCGAUCCGAACGUGAAAAACCGAUGUGUAGUAGGCUAUGACGUCAAGGAGGCUGUUGGAAGGUUAGAAACACUUCGUACUACCCACGAAAAACCGAGGUUCGGAGAAGAAGAUCCUGCGAAGAGAGUUGCGGAGCUUCUAGCGGAGGCUCAACAAGCAGACGACGCCACGAGUGGGGACGAUAAGAAAGAGCGAAAGAAGAAGAAAAAGAAGCAAGCUGCAGCUGA